This is a messenger RNA of Asparagus officinalis (garden asparagus), 3074 nucleotides long. Its product is annotated as mitotic spindle checkpoint protein MAD1. NCBI's taxonomy places the organism in Eukaryota, Viridiplantae, Streptophyta, Magnoliopsida, Asparagales, Asparagaceae. The transcript is spliced from 17 exons. Gene Ontology annotation, cellular component: kinetochore; mitotic spindle; nuclear envelope. Bases 297 to 2423 code for a protein of 708 amino acids. Gene Ontology annotation, biological process: mitotic spindle assembly checkpoint signaling; attachment of mitotic spindle microtubules to kinetochore. The record is from RefSeq and is a predicted model, not a curated record.
AAUUUUCGAGAAGCGAUCAACCUCCUGAUUGGACCAGCUAGGAAGUGCUGUUCAUGGGCGAUAUGUUCUGAGGUUUUGCUCUCAUAACAGCAGGAGACGCGAUGCAAGGGACGAAUUAGUCGAAAACAUCCGACUUUGCGGGUCGGUGAACGAAGCGCGGGUUCUGUAUUUUAUACCCAAAUCCGAUUUCUUUUUCCUCCUCCAGCCGGCUGAGGGUCGAGCAUCGUCGAUCUUCCCGACCAAGACAUUGAUUGAAAACCCCAGAAAACAAAAAUUCCUCCACUUUCAUCGGAACAAUGAUCCUCCGAACUCCACCUCAGCGAAAGAGACGAGCAGAAUCGCCGAUAAUCGAGACGCCCGUCUCCGACCGCCGAGUCGUCGUCUACAACGAUCCAUUCCCCUCCUCCACCUCCGAUGAUCUCGUCUGCACUCAUCAAUGCCGUCAGAUGGUGAAAUCGGAGUUCAUGGUGGCUUUCAGUACAGCAGAGAAGCAAGUUGCUGAGUAUCAGUCCAAAGUCGAGGCCUUGAGCAACGAGCUGCGCAAGAGCGAAGAGGAGCGGAUCAAUUAUCGGGAUCACCUUCGAUCUGUGGAGCAGGAGCUUGAGGCGGCGAAAGGGCGAGAGCUCGCACUGCAAGAGCAGUUGUUGAAGGAGGUUACUGAGUCACAGGAGCGGUACCGAGCUCAAUUGAAGCGCUGCUCUGAGCUUGAGGUGCAACUUAGAAAAGAAGUUGAUUCUACUAAUAAGACUAACUUAUCAGAAGCGGAGGCUCGGGAGAGAGCUACAGUUCUGGAAGGAGAAAUUCAGCGGCUUUCUGAAAGCAGUAAAAGGGAGAAGAAUCAUCUCCAAAAGGAGUUGUUACAUUUGAAAGAUGAAUCAAAGCUAUCCUUGUCUAGAGUCACCGCUGACCUCGAAAGAACAAGACUUAGAGCACUUAACUCUGAGAAAGAGACAAAACUAUUGAAAGAUGAGUUGAAGGACCUACAAAAUCAGCUAAAUGAGUGCCUUCACCAGAAGAGUGAAUUGGAGCACAAGCUAACAACUUUCACUGCUCCAGUACAUGAAACUGGUCUGUCUGAGAGCCAGAUUCUUGUGAAGCAUCUACAGGAGGAACUUCGGAACUAUGAGGCAGAAGUACAUGAAGCAAGAAAAAUCAAAUCUUCUUAUCUCAAUAAUGAGUUACUGAAAGAAAAAUUGAGAGAGGAAAAGAAUCGCAGAGAGAAGGCAGAGUUGGAGCUGUCAAAAUUACAGGAAAUCCAGCUUGAUGCCCAAAAAUUGGAAUGCGAGCUACUUUCCUGGAAAUCAUUGCUCACAGUGAUACCUGAUGUCUCAUGUUAUGAUGAUAUACCUAAAAAGUUUGCGAGACUACAACAGGAAGCAAUUGAAAGCAUGAUGAAAGUUGGUGAGGUAAAUACUCGCUUGAAAGAGUUGGAGGUAGCCUUAGAACUGUCAGAACAUAGUAGACAGCAUGCUGAAAAAGAAGCUUCGCUUGCCAAGCAAAAGGCAGAAACUUCAGUUUUGGAGAUCAAACAACUUGAGCAGAUGCUUUCUUUGGUUAUUAAAGAAAGGGAGCAACUAAAGAAGGAUUGUUCUACUAUCAAUAAGCAGAAGAGUGGACUUCCCGAUAGCGUGAUGGAAAAUGAAACCACAGUUAAGGAUCUGGAUAAAGCUCUUUCAGAAAGGGAAAUGGAGGCAAGUUUGCAGGAACAGAGAGAAAUUAUUAGUCAUCAACAUGAUGAACUUAAGCUGAUGAAUGAAAGACUUAAUGUGGAAGCAAGGAGAGUAAAGUCUUUAGAGCGGGAAGGGGACCACUUGCGUUCGGAAAUUGCUUUGUUAGAGUCAAAGUUAGGGCAUGGUGAUUACUCGGCUGCAAGUACAAAAGUAUUGCGUAUGGUGAAUACUUUAGCAGUAGACAAUGAGGCAAAACAUACUAUAGAAGCACUGAGAGCUGAAUUGCAGAAGACACAGGCGAAGCUGCAAGCUGUUGAAGACUUGAAAGGACAAUCAGAUGCUGGGAAAAUAAUAGAUGCAGACAUACCCGAGAAACUAGCACAGCUUAAAGGACAGAUUGCAAUACUUGAGAAGCGUGAAGAAAGGUAUAAAACUGUCUUUGCAGAGAGGAUAUCAGUUUUUAGAAGAGCAUGUUGCUCGCUUUUUGGCUAUAAGAUUGUCAUGGAUGAUCAACAACGUCCUAAUGGGAUACCUGUGACAAGGUUUACCCUUCAGUCUAUAUAUGCAUUGAAUGAUGAUGAAAAGCUUGAGUUUGAUUACGAGUCAGGGACUAUGAGCAUUUUGGUUAAUGACUACACAUCUCAGCCUGAGAUAUCUCAUCAGGUUGAGAUAUUUGUAAGGAAGAUGAACUCAAUACCUGCUUUUACGGCUAACUUGACUAUGGAGUCAUUCAACAAGCGUACCUUAAGUUGAAACAAAGUGUGGGAUACUAGUGGUUAACAACAGGCAGUGGGCAUAGUUGCUUUGAAAAUUUGUGAGUUGCAACAGAUUGUUCAAGUAAGGUCCUUCCCUCUUUUGAGUAGCAUGUGGACCCAGUUUCAUAUUCAGAAACUGACAAGGGGCCUGCAAUUCACACCUAUGUCUAGCAUUUGUUGGUCACUCAUCAGCCUGAUAUUAUGAAAUUUUGUAGAAUUGAUAAUUGUCAUUUUGCUUUUUUAAGCUUACUCCGGAGGUAAAAAGACAGUUAUAGAGCCAUGUUUGUCUUUCUUUCCUGGCACAGUCAGUUAUUAAGAUAUUUCUUUCAGAAUCACUGUUUAAUCAGGUUAAGUCGGAUAGUUUCCAUGAUGUCGGAAAACAUGGAGUUACGAGAGCAACCAGAACUUGAUUCAUAAAGCGAAAGGAUUAAAAGAUUUGAAGGGAGAGAUGUUGACGAACAUUGCGCCAGAUCAGAUGCAUUUUUAAUUUCAUAAUCUUCAUCAAAUAGUUGUUUAAUGUGUUAGGGACAGAUUUCAUCCCUAAUUCUGUAUUUAGUGCUUCAUCUGUAAACAUAAAAUGUAAGAAUCUAACGUCUUGUUUUGAAAUUUCAUGUUUAUUACAAACCAAUGGUUUCUUUUUCAUGCUAAA